This is a messenger RNA of Centropristis striata (black sea bass), 1103 nucleotides long. Its product is annotated as GTPase IMAP family member 7-like. NCBI's taxonomy places the organism in Eukaryota, Metazoa, Chordata, Actinopteri, Perciformes, Serranidae. The record is from RefSeq and is a predicted model, not a curated record. Gene Ontology annotation, molecular function: GTP binding. The transcript has 3 exons. The coding region runs from base 1 to 921 and encodes 306 amino acids.
AUGAUCCAAGGCAGUGGAAGAAGAAGAAGAUGGAGUAGGGAGGACCCUCCAGACUUCAGGCUGGUUCUUGUUGGUAAGACUGGAUCAGGGAAGAGCUCCAGUGGAAACACCAUACUGGGAGGACUGGUCUUCACUGCAGCUGCCAGCCCACUGUCAGUGACCAGGCAGUGCUAUAAGCAGACGGGUCAGGUGUCCGACAGGCAGGUGACCAUCGUCGACACUCCUGGACUCUUUGACACGUCGCAGGCUAAUGAAACCGUGCAGAGAGAGAUCGCCAAAUGCAUCAACAUGUCGGCCCCGGGGCCCCACGCCAUCCUGCUGGUCAUCAAACUGGAGCCCUUCACAGCAGAGGACCGAAACGCCGUCAGGAAGGUGGAGGAGAUCUUCGGAGAGGAUGCUUGGAAGUACACCAUCGUCCUCUUCACUCACGGAGACCGAGUCAAGUCAGACUUCAAACAGCUGCUGCAGGAGGCUGAACCUGAGCUGCAGGAGGUCCUGAAGAAGGCCAGAAAUAGAUAUCACGUCUUCAACAACCUCAAAGCCAAUGAUCGUGGACAGGUCCUGGAGCUGCUGGACAAGGUGCAGGAGAUGGUUGGUGCCAACGGAGGACAGUUUUACUCCAACGACACCUAUGAGGAGGUGGUGAAGAGGCUGGAUGAGAGAGAGGCCGAACUCAGAGAGUUCUACGAGAAGAAACUGGAGGAAGAAAUCAAAUCUGUGGAGGAAAAGUACGAGAAGAAGCUGAGUGAAGCUAAAGAGGAACAUCAACAGAUGGAGAAGAAGCUGCAGGAUGAGCUGGAGGAGGUGAAGCGCUACUACAGAGCUUUAGAGGAAGGAGUCCGUCACGUUGUAGAGCAGACGGUCAAGACUGACUCCAUAAUAGAUAUUGGCAAGUUUUGUGAAACCCUGAAACUGAACUGAACUCUUCUGGACUCUCGACUGUCUUGUGCAACUCUGCUGAAACUCCACCAAAACACUGCCGCUGCAUGCUGGUUAUAUGAAAUAUGUGAAAUUUUGUUGCUUUUACUCUUCCUGUAAGUCGCUUUGGAUAAAAGCGUCUGCUAAAUGACUAAAUGUAAAUGUAAAUGUAAAUGUGAAAUGAU